CAGUUUUCUGAAUUAAAUUUGAUUGUGUUGUUGAACGAGAAGGUGGUGCGCUUGUGAGGAAAGAAAAAAAACAUAAAACUUAAAGAGCAAAAAGAACUUGCACAAGAAGAAAUUAAUAAUUAAUACAAAUUAUCCCUUUAUCAAAUUUAAUUAAAAAAUAAUAUAAAAUGGCUGAUACUGAAGUUAAGAGGAAAGGACGACCAAAGAAGAGGGAAUCCGAAGCUGAAGCACCAGCAAAAUCCCCACCAAAAAAGGCUGCUAUAAGCAAUGGUGAUGAUGCGGCAGUUCCUGCUAAACGAGGUCGGGGGCGUCCACCCAAGGCUGUUACAAAAGCAUCAAAAAAACCCCCGCCAGUACCUGGUAGAGGGCGUGGUCGUCCGCCAAGCAAACCUGCAGCAGCUGCAAGCAAAAAGAAAGAAACCUCAGAUGAAGAGGAGGACGAGGAAGAAGAGGAGAAGAAGGAGUCUUCUGAGGCCGAAGCCGAAGAUUCAUCUUAAACAUUUUUUUUUUUAAAUUAACACAAAAACAAAUUUAAACUAAACAAACCAACAUCCAGCACUACAACAUACCACAACACUAAAACAUAAAAAUAAUAAAUUAAACAUUUAAAAAAGAAAAAAACAGAAUUAUUUUCAAAUUUACAUUUUUGUUUGCUUCUUUUUCAUUUUUUUUUUUUAUUAUUUUGUAAUUUUGUAUUAUUUUAUUUUUAAUUUACUUGCUUUCGGAAGUGUACAUGAAUGUUUAUUUUUUGUUUUCUUUUAAUUUUAUCUUUUUAAGUGUCGCAUCAAUUUUUGUAUUGAAACGUGGAAUUUCUUUUUUUUGCUAAAAUAUAAUAAAAAAAAAAUAAAACAUAAUGUUAAAUUAAUGUUAGAUAAAAUGAAGUAAAAAAAGAAAUAUUAUGUAAGCGUCGUAUACAUUAUCGUGUAAACAACUUGAUUACAAAUAAUAAAGUUUGAUUUACUUUCAAUGUAAA
This is a messenger RNA of Eupeodes corollae, 973 nucleotides long. RefSeq lists its product as uncharacterized. The record is from RefSeq and is a predicted model, not a curated record. The transcript is spliced from 3 exons. NCBI's taxonomy places the organism in Eukaryota, Metazoa, Arthropoda, Insecta, Diptera, Syrphidae. Gene Ontology annotation, molecular function: DNA binding. The coding region runs from base 168 to 497 and encodes 109 amino acids.